Messenger RNA from Vicia faba (fava bean), 342 nucleotides. The record is from the annotation of a GenBank genome assembly. Lineage: Eukaryota; Viridiplantae; Streptophyta; Magnoliopsida; Fabales; Fabaceae.
AUGAGAUUGAUGAAGAUUAUUACAGAGUUGAUGGAGAAUCGUUGCACGGGUGUGGAAGAAACUCCAAGCAAUUUGAAGAGCGAUUUUUGUUUUCUGUGUGUUGUAGAAAUAAUCGUUGAAGAAGAUAACAGAGUUUAUGCAGUGAGAGUGCAGGGAGAUUUUUUUGAGGAUUUUCCUGGGCUUGAAGAUGGCAAUUAUGUUUUCUUUACUUGCAACAUCAAUUCCUAUUACACCCGAGGAAGAGCAUUAUCCAGUGUUAUCCAUCUCAGUAUCAAGGAAUCUGAAACAAGUGUCAUAUUUGACUUUGAAGAGGAACAACUAUCAUUUACUGCCAAUACCUAA